Messenger RNA from Nymphaea colorata (pocket water lily), 923 nucleotides. RefSeq lists its product as uncharacterized. Gene Ontology annotation, molecular function: ATP binding; UMP kinase activity. The annotation marks the transcript as partial. Gene Ontology annotation, biological process: CDP biosynthetic process; 'de novo' pyrimidine nucleobase biosynthetic process; UDP biosynthetic process. The record is from RefSeq and is a predicted model, not a curated record. Gene Ontology annotation, cellular component: cytoplasm; nucleus. NCBI's taxonomy places the organism in Eukaryota, Viridiplantae, Streptophyta, Magnoliopsida, Nymphaeales, Nymphaeaceae. The transcript has 3 exons.
AGCUAAUAAUCCACCUCGAGAAGAAGAUAACCGAGUACCGCUUCCAGCAGAAGAGGACCUCCAAGGCCAAAUCCGAGAUCCGCAACGGUCGCAACCUCCUCGUCUCAAUCAAGGCCCAACUGCAGGAGGAUUUGCGGGAGCUUUUGAAAGUCUACCGUUCAGGCAUCGAAACCGACGUUCUCUCUUUGGCCGAGAUGUGCAGGGGGAUGGUGGAGAGGGCGCGCGAGGAACGCAGUGAGGAGGUCGGCGAGCUGCGGAGGGAAAUCGAGAGGCAGCACAAGCCUUCAGCUGAAUGUUACGAUGAGGAAAAUUACUCAUUGGUUGAUAAGGGUAAGCAUAGAACCACCGUCGUUUUCAUCCUCGGAGGGCCAGGCUCCGGCAAGGGCACGCAGAGCGAACGGAUUCAGAGUGACUUUAAGUUUGUUCAUUUGUCGGCAGGGGAUCUGUUGAGAGCGGAGAGGAAGCAACCUGGAUCGCAGUUCGGGGAAAUCAUCGAGAAGUACAUUGUGGAAGGGAAGAUCGUUCCAAGUGAGAUCACGGUGAUGCUUUUGCAGAAGGCAAUGGAGAAGUCCGGCCUCAAGGGUGGCAGGUUCCUCAUCGACGGUUUCCCGCGAAACAUAGAAAACCUCUCCACCUGGUAGAAGCUCAUGAACGACACCGUCGACAUCCCCUUCAUCCUCCACCUCGACUGCGGCGAGGAGGUUAUGCUCCAGCGUCUGCUCAAGCGCGGAGAGACCAGCGGCAGAUCUGACGACAACUUGGAGAGCAUAAAGAAAAGAUUCGUGACCUAUAAGGCAGAGACAAGGGAAAUCGUCAAGUACUAUAGCGAACUGAAGAAGAAUAAGGAAGUCAACGCGGAAAGGGAUACUAAGGAGAUAUUCGAAGAUAUAAGGAAAAUCUUCGCGGAGCAUGGACUCAUCUGA